Messenger RNA from Pyricularia grisea, 615 nucleotides. RefSeq lists its product as uncharacterized. Lineage: Eukaryota; Fungi; Ascomycota; Sordariomycetes; Magnaporthales; Pyriculariaceae. Bases 1 to 615 code for a protein of 204 amino acids. The record is from RefSeq and is a predicted model, not a curated record. The transcript has a single exon.
AUGUCCUCAAACCAUACAUCACCAACCCCUCCGCAAGCCAACUUCACAUUCCCACCCGCCCUCUUCCAAUACAACGUCUCGAUCCCCGAAUACAUCAGCUCCCAACCCGGCCUGAACGCCCUCAUAGUCGGCACCGUCGUCUUCCAUCCCGACUCCUCCGGGCGGCUGCUGCUCAUCCAGCGCGCAGCGUCCGACUUUAUGCCGAACCUGUGGGAGACGCCCGGCGGCAUGGCCGAGGCGGAGCGCGACCGCACAGUCCUCGAAGCCGCGGCCCGUGAGCUGCGCGAGGAGUCGGGACUGAGCGCCGCUCGUAUGCGCCGGCUGGUCGACCUUUACGAGUUUAGGGCUAGCGACGGGCGCACGUUCCAGAAGCUUACCUUUGAGGUUGAGGUGGGGGUUGAUGGGGUUGGUGGAGAGCAGGAGGGAGGCGGAACUUGUAGUCCCACAGUGAAGCUUGAUCCCGAAGAGCAUCAGGACUUCGUGUGGGUUACCGAGCAGGAGUACCGCGCUGGGUGGGCGGGCGAGAGGAGGUUGGCCAUCACGCACCCGAACCAGGAGGUGACGCUUGAUAGGGCAUUUAAGGCGAUGAGAGAGGGAAAACAGCCCCUUGAUUAA